GGCAGGGGGCAUUCACUAACCAACACACACCAGACAACACUUUCAGAGAGAGAGACAGAGAGAGGAAGUUGGACUAACAAACACAGAAAGUCCACGGAACCAUGGAUGAUGUAUCACUCCACCAGGAGGAUUCUGGGAACGACCCAACAGCCAACCAGACAGAGGACAACAAAAACAAUCAGACAGAGGAAGAGGCUUCAGUGCAGGAGUGUGACCCCCCUAAGAGAGACCACCUGGCGGAGGACACAGUGGAAGGUCAUGGGGUUAAGUCUGGGGCUAAUACGGCUAAAGCUCCAGAACAGGCAGCAGGGGCUAGCAUUGGAAAUGUAGAGGAGUCUCAGCCAGUAACCGACGCCAAUGAGGUAAAUGGUGAAGAGGCUUGUAAGGGUGAGGAGGGGCCGUCUCAAGGUGCAGACACUGGAGAAACAGAAGACCCCAAAGUGGUGAACGGAGAGAAGAAGGGGGAGGGAGAGAAGGAGGAGGACAAGAAUAGAAAGGGGCAAGAGGUGGUCAAGAAUGGAGAUAUUGAGAAAGAGGAUAUGAAAGAGGACAAAGAGAAGGGGGGAGAAAAUAUUGCCAGGAAAAAGGGGAAGGGGGAAAAGAUAGGAGAGGGAAAAACAGAAGAGAAGAGAAAAGGAGAUGAAGAGAAGGGGAAAGACAGAAAAGGAGAGGGAGGGAAGGGAGAGGCAGGGAAGGGAGAGGCAGGGAAGGGAGAGGCAGGGAAGGCGCCAGAGAACAAGAGCAAACCAGUAAAAGAAAAGGAAGGGGCAGGAGGAGGAAAGGUUAAAGAGAAAAGCAAGGACUCGGAGAAGCAAGGGAAGACAAAAAGAAAGAGUGGCGUGAGUCCCACCACCUCUUCCCCAUCCUCUGUGGCCCGACCACGGAACUCUGCCCGUUCUGGCCGGGCAUCCACUAAAAAUGACAUCAUAGCAAAGUUCCAGCAAAAUGCCCCUGAGACACCGGUUGUCCGCAACUUCAAACUUCAGAGAUCAUCUAUGGCUGUGGCAAACGGGGCGACAAUCAAACAGAAAGUGCUUUCAUGGUGUCAAAACAAAACCCGCAAAUACGAGGGUGUUUCCAUUGAGAACUUCUCAUCAUCAUGGUGUGAUGGGCUGGCAUUCUGUGCGCUCAUCCAUCGCUUCUUCCCGGACGCUUUUGACUUCUCAGCCCUGAGCUCAUCUGAGAGAGAGAAGAACUUCACCCUGGCCUUCAACACAGCAGAGACCAUGGCUGACUGCUGCCCUCUGUUGGAGGUUGGUGAUAUGAUCCUGAUGGGGAACAGCCCGGACCCUAUGUGUGUGUUCACCUAUGUCCAGGCCCUCUGUCAACACCUCUCCAAAAUAGAGAAGGAGAGGAAGGACAAGGAAGAAGAGGAGGAGAAGAGUGAAAAGAUGAAAGACGGAGAGGUAGAAACCACUACAGAGAAGAAAGAGGAGAUUGAGGAAACUGGGAAGAUAGAUGGUCAACAAGAGGAGGAGGAUGGGGAGAACGAAGUCAAAUAUGGGAAAGAGAAAGAGAGUGAGAAGAGAUCAGCGCUGGAGGGAGAUGAAGAGAAAGAGAGUGAGGAAAGAGAAGUUGGAGGGUUAAUUGAAGCACAGGCUUAAGCUAAUGCUAAAAGGACAUGGAAAAGACCAAAUGAGUGAGAUUCAGAGAGAUAAAUAAAUACUUUUCAAUUGAGCCACAUGAUGAAGUAUAGUUUUACAGUUUGGAAUACGACUAGUGUUUAGCGUGUAUGAGCAUAAUUUCUUAAAGAGUGACACAUUACUACUGUAUAUUCAAAAGCUGGCUUUGUGAUGGUUUGGAAUUAUUCUCAGAUUCCAACAAUGUGUGCAAAUUAUAACCUGUUGUGAUAUUUUAAACAAUAUUUAACACAUGCUGUGUUCUUUUCCAAUUUCAUUAUCAUGUUGUGGAAGUUUGUGAUAAAUAAAAUGUCAAUGUAUAUUA
Coregonus clupeaformis (lake whitefish) is the source of this 1944-nucleotide messenger RNA. RefSeq names its product smoothelin-like protein 1. Gene Ontology annotation, biological process: actin cytoskeleton organization. Gene Ontology annotation, cellular component: microtubule organizing center; filamentous actin. Gene Ontology annotation, molecular function: protein binding. NCBI's taxonomy places the organism in Eukaryota, Metazoa, Chordata, Actinopteri, Salmoniformes, Salmonidae. The record is from RefSeq and is a predicted model, not a curated record. Bases 102 to 1604 code for a protein of 500 amino acids. The transcript is spliced from 7 exons.